This is a messenger RNA of Ilex paraguariensis (yerba mate), 676 nucleotides long. Lineage: Eukaryota; Viridiplantae; Streptophyta; Magnoliopsida; Aquifoliales; Aquifoliaceae. The record is from the annotation of a GenBank genome assembly.
GGUCAAUCAAGUUAGCUUCGCCCCUUUUGCCAAAAGAUCAAACCUUUCAAUGGCUUGCAUUGCGCCCGGUGAGUGCAUGGACGACGGUCAGACUGAAUACCAAACAGUAGAGACAGCCGGCUGUGAAACACUUCGAUGUCUAGCAGAGCAGCUUCAAUCUUACAAACCUCCUGGAGUAGUAUUGAAUGAAGAUACUGAGAAUGGUGAUCAUGUUAGAAGCUCAAAUCUAGCGAUCAACAAGUCUAUGGCUUGUAGAAAUAGUGAAUUUUCGCUAAUCGAUCCCAAGGAGAAGAGGGCAGCAGUUCUAAUAUGUCUCUUUGAAGGCCAUGAGGGUGAACUACGUGUUAUUCUUACCAAAAGAUCCAUGAAACUGUCCUCCCAUCCAGGUGAGGUAGUGCUACCCGGUGGAAAGAUGGAGGAAGGAGAUGUGGAUGACUCUGCAACUGCUUUAAGAGAAGCAAUGGAAGAGAUUGGGUUGGGUCAAAGCCUUGUUCAAGUUGUUGCGAAUCUUGAACCCUUUAUUUCUUCGCACCUACUUAAAGUAGUACCAGUGGUGGGUCUGCUAUACAGAGUAGGAGAAUUCAAGCCUUUGCUCAAUGCUGAUGAAGUCGAUGCCCUCUUUGAUGUCCCCUUGGAGAUGUUUCUGAAGGUUCGUGUCUCAUUUUUUUCGUAUUAA